Messenger RNA from Sphaeroforma arctica JP610, 1261 nucleotides. Its product is annotated as pyrroline-5-carboxylate reductase. Bases 117 to 947 code for a protein of 276 amino acids. The transcript is spliced from 7 exons. Gene Ontology annotation, molecular function: pyrroline-5-carboxylate reductase activity. NCBI's taxonomy places the organism in Eukaryota, Ichthyosporea, Ichthyophonida. Gene Ontology annotation, biological process: L-proline biosynthetic process. The record is from RefSeq and is a predicted model, not a curated record.
GAAAAUUAUAAUCUGUACAUAAACACGCACGCACUUUUCAAUACAUUUAUACCCGCACACACCACACACCACAAACUUAUCACUACACACACACAUCGAUAACAUAAUCAGCCAUCAUGGAUAUCAGUCAGCUUCAAAUCACAUUUCUUGGCGGCGGCAACAUGUGCGAAGCCAUGGUACGCGGUUUCAUCAACAAUGGCGGCAUCGACCCAAAGAAGAUCACCGUAUCAACACCGUCUAAGCGUACCGAGAACACAUACAAGGAAUUGAAAGUAAACCACGUUGUGGGGGACAAUAAAAGUUCAGUGAAAGGUGCUGAUAUCAUCAUUUACUGCGUGAAACCGUACAUGGUGAAACCGGUGAGCGAGGAGAUAAACAGUAUUGUCUCCGAAAAAGGGAACCCGCUUGUUAUCUCGGUUAUGGCCGGGGUCACGAUUGAUACACUCAGUUCAGUCUUGAAUGGAUACGGUCGGUGUGCUCGAGUCAUGCCCAAUACUCCCAGUCUUGUUGGCGCUGGAGCGUGUGGAUACGCCCUAUCACCGAAGUGCGCCGAUACCGAUGGCGAGCUCGUUGAGAAGCUUCUAAGCUCAAUUGGCGUGGUCAAGAAAGUGGCCGAGAAUCUGAUUGAUUCUGUCACUGGAGUGAGUGGAUCCGGCCCAGCUUACGUGUACAUGUUCAUCGAGGCCUUGGGUGAUGCAGGGGUUGUCAAUGGGUUGGACCGAGCAACCUCGAGGGCCUUGGCGGCACAGACGGUGUUUGGUGCGGCUAAGAUGGUUCUCGAGAACCCAGAUGUACACAUCGCUCAACUGCGAAACAAUGUAGAAUCACCCGCAGGCACAACCGUGUCUGGCACUAGCACACUCGAGAAAGAGGGGCUGAGGGCGUGCGUCAUCAAAGCUGUCACAGCCGCCACGGAUAAGGCCAAAGAGCUAGGCAAAAGCAACUAAAUUAUUCUAAUGUCGCCAUCGACGCCGUCUCUAGUAAAGUACCGAAAUCAACAAACAUUGCAUACAACGCGAAAUACUAUGCGAUAUAGCCACUUAACGCCAUUCAGGAGAUUAUGCUAAUGACAAAAAACAAAAGUGAGGACAUGAUAAUACAAUCUGCAGUGGACCACUUUGUUGUGCGUACAAUUAUUUCACAAUUUGCCUGCGAACCCACGUGGUUUUCAAUAAUUUGGUUACCCGCAACUCAUGACCGGGACCGAUGGCUUUUACGGUGAGUCUAGAUGAAUAAAUAUCAACUAGAUACAAACUGCAAA